Molecule: messenger RNA, 5095 nt
Organism: Monopterus albus (swamp eel)
Lineage: Eukaryota; Metazoa; Chordata; Actinopteri; Synbranchiformes; Synbranchidae
Gene: amn1
Product: antagonist of mitotic exit network 1 homolog (S. cerevisiae)
Exons: 4
Coding region: 321-4772 (1483 amino acids)
Source: RefSeq, a predicted model, not a curated record
CUGCAUGUGACGUCAUGCGUUGGUGAAAAGUCGAGCGAGGACGAGGACACGGUGUUGCACUACCAUACCAAACACGGUGAAGAAGAAGAAGCGGAGGAGACUGUUGUUUUUGGCAAAGGCCAGCUGAACAUCAGUCGGCUUUUAGACCAAGAAUUGUCGGCAAAUGGGUCCAAAUCAGAUGUGUAUGGGCGAAUGACCGAGGGGGGCUCUGUUUUUCCCCACCCACCCCGGAUGCCUCCAUCGCGUCAUGUGAAGCUGAGGCUCUCAGGAAAAAGAGACUUGCCUCUUCAGCCUACUACAAGACUUAACUGAGGACAAAAAUGCAGUCUUGUGCUUGGAUUAAUGGACAGCAGCAACACGUUGGACCAGCCUCACAAUCCUCAGAAGGCACUACUCAGUCUUCUCUUUCCACAGUGGUGAUGCAACAAGCUGGGACUGCACAAAACUCCUGUCAGUACACAGGAGCACGACUACCACAAAGCAGUUAUUUUACUUUCCAGAAUGGAGCUAACAGACAGAUGUCAAAUUGGCAAACCUCACUACGGGAUCCUCCACCGUAUCCAAAGGUUUCUCCUCAGCAGCCAUCUGGAGAAAAUAACAGCAAGUAUUAUCGAAAAGUUUUACUUAGUGAUCUGCAAGACUCAUCUACUAAUACACAAACUGGAAAUCUAGCUUCCCUGGUCACUAAUGGAUUUCAGGCUGCCUCACAGUUUCAUCCGCUCUUUACUGACAAUUCACCAACCCAAACUUCACCCAACAUGAUGAAUGCAAACACUAUAUAUUCUCGGCAAGACAUGUCAUCACAUUGGAAACAACCAGUUACAGUUCAUGGGCAACAACCAGUAAGGAUGCAGAAUGAUGCUGCUGUGUCUGAUCUUCAGCAUUAUAGGGCCCAGAAAAUCAGAUAUCAAACUGCAAAUGGAGAUGCAUUGAAACCUGUUUCAGCAUGCAUUGUAUCAGGUGCACCACUUCUAAACAUGGAACAGACGGUUUUCACUAGCACACCAAUGUCUGCUGCUGCACAUAAUAGACAGACAGCUCACAGCCAGAAUCAUGGACAAAACGGAACUCAGCUUGGAUUCUCUUUUUACAGCCCUCCAUCAAGUGUGGCUGUUUUUCAGUCUUUCGCAAACAAAAACAUUAUAACAAACUCAAAAUUGAGUGGACAGGUUUUGCACGUUUCCAGUGCAGGUAAGAAAACUCGACAAUACUCAGCUCAGCUAAGCUCAGCACAUAACAAUGGGGGAAUGGCCACCUCCUCUUUUACCUCAAAUUCAUUUAACUGCCAGUAUGAAACCGGCCGUUUCUUGCUAAAAACCAAUGAGCUUCCCCAAAAUCCUUCUGCUGAUGAAAGUCAGAUGACAAGAACAGUGAGCAGUCUGCACAACUCAUACACUGCUGCCACAGAUAGUGUGCCAGUGUCUGCUAGUUCACCUUUCAAAGGGCAGCACUUUGUUAGUGGGGUCCAAAUGACAGAGUCUUGUCAGCCUAUGCAACCUGUGUCACUGACUGCGUAUGGGAAUUAUAACUCAAAUACCACCCAGCAAUUACCACUCUAUUCUGGACAAUCUUUACCUAAAACUAUGCAGAGUGUUAUUUCAGGAGCUCAGCACACUGCAAAUGCACCACGUCUGCAAAGCUCUGUACCUGCCGACUAUGUCUCAGCAAAACGUGAUGGAAUUGGAAAUGUAGAAAAGGCAGGCGAUGCAUCCUCUACAGGGAACGUGGUUGGAUCCUCAAGUGAUGCAUCUCAGCUGAUGCAACUGCCUGAGAGCAUUUCACCACAGAGCAAUAAGACUCAGCUACCUGCAGCAAACAGUGUUGAAAUGCUUGAAAUCCUGCCAUCAGUCAAACAAAUGAACAGCUCCAUUCACUCAUCUCCUGGUCGCACAGGGACGAGAGCAGUUGCUGUUGUACAGCCGUUGUCACAAGAAAGCUAUGAGGCUGAAAACAAGCAUACGUCUUCUAACGCCACAAGUCAAUCAGAUGAGUUCACCAUGACAAACAAAUCUUUAAAUAAUGCUGAGAAAAUGCAUCUUGUUCUAUCAAAAAAUACAGAGGGUGCAUAUUUGAAAGAAGGAUUUAAUCUUUACCCAGAAAACACAAAUCAAAUGAGGUCCAACAAAGUUGUAAACAAGAAUUCUGAAGCACCCAGUGAUGGUACAUUUGUGUCAUCUUCCAAUUCAGCUGGGCCUCGAGGCCUACUGGAGAUGCUGUUAUGCUCAGAUGAUGCAGGAUCUGAGCCUACACCAACUUCUUCACCAUUGGUAAUCCCCGAAGUGCCAUUGAGAGAAAAUGGAAAUAUGGACACAAGUGAGAUGCUAGAUGAGCUUUCCUCAGUCCCAACAACUGAAUGGACAGCCAUUGCACUAACCAAGUUGAUACUACAAAAGGAAAAAGCCCAGAAGGAUUUGGUAAAAUAUGAUGCUACAAGCAUGUUAUUAAGUAUGUUUUGGGAUGGCAGUUAUAAAAUGCUGGCAUGUAAGCUCAAAGCAGGUUGGUAUAGGGAUGUAAUUACUGAUGUUGUAGAAUUCUGCAGUAAAUACGUGACAUCAGACACUGUCAUACUGUCACAGGCAAAACCCAGCUUUCAGAAGAAAUACAAAUGCUACCAUGUUCUUAAAAACAAUGAAGUUUAUUCAGAACCACCCUAUAAAUCAUCAUGGUUGAAUAUCAAUGAGCAAGUAGAUGACAUUGAUAAGGAGUUUGGCUUUCCUUGGUCUUUGAAGCAUCGUCUUUACAUGUGCGAGACUGUCAGCCAAACAGAUCAGGACGGGACAGCCACUAGCGUUCCCUCACAAUGUGUGAAUGAUGUGCCAAAAAAGGUUUUGUCUCAAAUGGAGCUUGAACCUGUUGGUUCAGGUGAAGAAAGACAAGCCUCCACUGCUGAAGCUACCGCAACUCAAGCUUCCUCUCCUAAAAAGACAGAGUGUGCUGAUUUUAGUGACCCAUAUUACUCAUUUGAAAUCCAGGUUUUGCCUCCAGAAGAGGCUAAAAUGAUCUUUGAACAAGCACAAAGUAAGAUGCCACAAAGUAUGGACAUGGAUAGUCAGCAAGAGAAAGAUGUGAACAACUCCUUGGAGAAUGAGCCACAUGAGGUUGUGGAUCCAGAAUUUAAGAAGUCUGUGUCUGCAGUACAACAGGUUUGCUGCCUUUCAAGGUGGUUGGAAACAAUUGUUGGACCAAGCAUGCUUUCUUUGAGUAAAUGCCAGUGCAAGAAAGAGCAAAGUCAAAACGACUGUACUAAUAAGACCCUUGGUAAGGAAGAGUCUGGUGCUCAAAAGUACAAUAAAGUGUCCAUGAUCAAGUCUGACAGCAAAUUCCACCCUGGCACGGCAGGAGAAAAUCAAAUGAAUGGUGGGGCAAACACUGACAAUCAACCUAUGACAUUUAGUAAGGCUGAUCUAUACAAUGAGCCAAGUCAAGCCAUUGACUUAACUGAAGGUGAUAAACCGGAGAACAUUUCUCUAAGCAUAGAUGAUGAACAGUUGAGCAUUAUACACAGAAGUGAAAGCAAAGCUGAUGACUCUAGCAGUGAAAAUGAAAUUCCCAACCAGAUGGCAGACCCUGAGGAGGAGUAUGUACAAGAUCAACUGAAAUUUGCAGGAAGCAGUCGGUCAAUCAUUUCAGACAGUGAAGUUGCGAGUCGGAUGUCAGACCCUGAAGAGGACUGUGCACCGUCUCAGCUGACGUCCACUGAUGUGGCAGAGUCAUCACUGGAAACUCAAGAAGAUCAAACUAGCGUGAGAGCUGCCCUCCAGACAACAUUGAGGCUCAGUGAUAAACAUCAAACUAUUGAAAGAAAGCGUAAGACACCAAGUAGUCAUGGGAGAGUUUUUCCAUCUCUAAUGAAAUCAAAGAAAUGCAAACCUUCUGUUGAUUUGGAUUCGCAGCCUGAGUUUAAGGGUAACAACUGUAAAGGUUUUUAUGGUAUUCAUGAGAGUGAACCAUCAGCCACAAAGGUUAGAACUGUAGACUUGGUGCUGUUUGGCUCAACAUCUCGAGAGAAGCACAUUUUAAUGGACAGCAGAAAGAACCAUAUUUCAUCUCCAAAAUCUUCAUCUCAUGCAGUAUCAGGGCCUCCAAAUGUUCUUUCUGUGAAUGUCAGUUCCUUGAAGAGAUCUAGUGUUCCCGCAAUCAAACAAGGGAUUUAUAAAAAAUGCAAGAGUUGUUUUUUGCCAACUAAAAUUAGGCACAGAAGGAAACGGAAAACACAUAAGUGUACUUCCUCUAUCUCUGUUUUGAGUUUGAAAGCUGAAACUGCUGGCUCCUCCACCAACACUAAGGAGCUGCCAGUUUCCUCUAAAAGAAGGAUCUGGAAUGGAAAUACCAAGCAGCGCCUAAGUCUGAAGAGGAGAAGAGCCUCCUUUAAUGGACUCUCACCCGGAGGGAAAAAGACAAAGGGGUAUGUGGCCACACUCAAACAGCCUGUUGAUCGAGACAGACAUGAUGCUGAAAAUGGAAGCCAUUCUGUCAUGCCUCGCCAAGACAACAAUUUCCUGAAAUUCAGCGUGUUACCCAACACCUUCAACCUUGAAGACGGAUCCAGUGGGAAAAGCGAAACCAUGGAUCCUGUGUCAGAUAAUGACUUUGAUGAAGAAAAGGACAAGGACCCCAAUAAUAGGGUCACAAGGGCAAAAGGUACCUGGUAUUCAAAUUCUGCGAAGAAAUGUUGUCCUUCACCCUCUCCUCCUGCCCUGAAUACGUCCAGCCUCUUCCAGGAGUUUCAGAAGAAAUACAUGGAGAAGACACAGCCAGCCACUGAUAAAUAACAUGGCAACCAGAAGGUUCACUAAUAGCUGGAGGGUUUUUUUUUUCUGUCAGAUAUUUUUCUGCUACCUGGGAAAGUCUUCAUUGGAGUGUGUUUUAUACUGUAUAUUCAUGGAAUAAACUGAAGCUUUGCCAGUUAAUACUGAGUUACUCUGUUACUCCUCUUUUUGCACACAAAAUUGUCAGUUGUUUACAUGGCUGUAAAAUCUCUCAAGUCGCUUGUAAUUCCUAAUGUCUGUCAUGUUUUUAUAGAAACUUACCUUGCUGACUGUAUGUGAACGGAGUAUUUCAUUUGCACAUUUAUAUUUUUGUAUUCAGAAUAUGU